Lachnellula hyalina is the source of this 501-nucleotide messenger RNA. RefSeq lists its product as uncharacterized. The transcript has 2 exons. NCBI's taxonomy places the organism in Eukaryota, Fungi, Ascomycota, Leotiomycetes, Helotiales, Lachnaceae. The record is from RefSeq and is a predicted model, not a curated record. The coding region runs from base 1 to 501 and encodes 166 amino acids.
AUGGCACCUCUUUCACUUUACAGCAUUACCAUCCCUCCCUUCCUCAAGCAACUUCGCAUGCUCUUGGCCAUCCUCGAGAAAGGAAAAGCACACUCCGCUGGCAAUGAAGCUAAGAUCCUCGAGUCACGCCUGAUUGAGGACAUGAGACCCCUCGUAUUCCAAAUUCAGCGCGCAAGUGACUCAGCAAAGGGUGUCGCCGUCCGCGUCGGCAAAGUAGAGCCAGAGUCCUGGCCAGAUAACGAAGAGACCUUCCCUGAGUUGGAAGUGCGUCUCAAGAAGACAAUUGCCUUCCUGGAGAAGGUUGAUCCGAAGUCAAUGGACGGAAUGGAAGACCAGGAGGUCGUGAUGCAGACUGGUAGUGGGGAGAGGAGGUUCUCGGCCACCGACUAUGUGCUCAGUUAUGCGAUUCCCAACUUCUACUUCCACAGUGUCACUGCGUAUGGGCUCUUGCGAAAGGAGGGUGUGCCAGUCGGAAAGAAGGAUUUUUUGGGUUGGGUCUGA